CAAAUGAAAUUGAAUGUCAUUGUCAUUAACGUCAAUGUCAAACUGACGCAACACAGCUGUCUUCAAUGUCAGUCACAACAAUACUCAGGAGAAUUUCCGAAAAAUUUAACUAUGAUCUCAUAGCCUUUUCCCUGUGUUAAUAUUGUUAUCAUUAAGUUUUAAACAUGCAGCAAUCGCCAUUUGAAAAUAUAUUUAACAUAAUAGGUGGCUUGUCUGAAGGCAACGAAAAGCCGAUGAAACAUGGGUUUUAUAACGCCUUUGCUCUUUUUAUUUUAACUAUUUGUUGUGCUGCGGUUUAUGUGCUGUUCUUAAUCUUAGAGCCCUUCUUUAAACCCUUAUUUUGGGCUUUGUUAGUUGGUUCUAUUCUCCACCCUUUUAAAUACAAACUCGCGCGACAAAUCAAGUCAUGGUUCGAAGAUUUGGACAAGUCUCGUACCUCAGUCUUAGUAGGACUAAUGGUUAUUCCUAUGAAUGUGAUGAACUUUGCUUCAGACACAGUGGGACAGCAAUUUAGAGAACAUUACAAGACUGUGAUAGCGUUGCUCUCUACUAUAUAUGUGUUGCCAUGGCUAUACAACUCGGUGCCGAGGAGUUUUGCUUGCAUAUUCUGGCAAAUAUGCAGCUUCGUGGGCCACUCCACUACUAUGCUCAUUUAUUUAUGCAGUUCAUACAUUACACUCACCAUUGCUAUAGCGUAUUUUAUAAGCGUUUACAUUCUAUGGACACCACAAAGGGCAAGCCUGUUCAGAGGAACCUCUCAGCUGCCAUGGCUUGUUAUAACUUGUUUCCUUGCAAGCCUCACUGGCACGUACCAGGUUUACACAUUUGUGUUUCUACAAGCCAUCUGUAUUGCUGGCUUUGCCCUUGAAGUUUUGGAUGUACAUAAACAACUGUUGAUGAAAGAUCCAGAAGCUUCUAUGCUUGUUGCACUACACAAUGUCAUCACAAAUGAACACAAACAAGUAACUAGUCCAACUGAAGAAAAACCUCCAGAAGUUGUACAAUCUACCAGUGAACAAGAAUCAUCGCCUGAAAAAGAAACUCCUUCACCGGUUACGCCUGACACUAUCACAAAAAGGGGAAGCUGGACAUCCAAUGAACCAAUACAGAGUUCUCCAAGACAUGCUAAAAUGCUGUACAAAACUAGAACCUUAUCCGCAUUACCACUAUCAAAUACAAAAAUGAAAACUGCCUUUGAUAAUCGCUUCAUAGCAUCUUUCAAGCAAAGGUCUCUAGAUGAAAAUUACAUGCGAAGCAACUUUGAUAACGAUGAAGAGACAGCAUUGUACUUCAAGCUUUUAUUCUUCGGAUGUUUCUGUAUGCUAGUAUGGAAACAUAUAUGGUUGCUGCCAGUAAUGCUUUUCUUUCUAGCGAUACACGUUAUAAAGAAACUGCUAGAUUACUUCGGAGUAUGGCUGUUUUGCGAGAAUCAGUACAAUAAUGUUAUGGGCAAAAUCAAAUGCUGGUGGAAUGAUAGGCACUCAGCACUCGUCCCGGCUCACAUCCGAGGCAUCGGCAAGAUGAUGUCGCUAUGCAACAGCAGAUUCAGCGAGAUCGCGUACGAUUCCGUCGACACGGUGUCCACGUGCAUCGUCAUCAUGGGACUCAUCUUCUUCGCUACUGUCGCUACGAUAUUCAUUUGCAUACAGAUAUACUCAGAGGCGAUAGUCGUGGUGCAGCUCAGUGGCAGUCUUCUAAACAGCACUUUCGUUCAAAACAGCGAACUACAUGCUUACCUCCCCGAGGGCUGGGAAGAGAAACUGGACUCGCUUAUUGACAACGCCUAUACGUAUGGGCGGGAAGGAAUCUCUACUGGAAUAGGAGACUAUGUGAAAAGCAUUCUCAAAGAAGGCGACCCGGAGAAGAUAGCUCGCGUCGAACAACAGAUACUUGAGAUCUGGGACCGCGUGUACCAGAGCUGGGUGUCUGGCCACUUCACAGCUCAAGUCGGGCCUCAAGUCGACGGCUCAGCCAUCCAAGACUCGUGGGACAACUUCGUUAAUGACGUCUCUAACACUCCUGGGAUGUUCGACUACACGGGCAUCAUAGACUGGGUACGAGCCAACGUGGGGACUCUGAGCGCCAUCGCUUCGAACAUCUGGGCGCCUUUGGCGAGCAACGUGUCGCUACUAGCUGGGUCAGUUGGCGCCUUUACUUCGCUGCUGCUAUGCGGUGGUGGCGCCAUCAUCAACAUGUUUAUUAACUUGAUCGUGUUUUUUACGACCCUCUUCUACUUGCUGGCGUCGAGCAACGCUCUGUACAAGCCAGUUGAAGUGAUCACGCGGGUGCAGCCCAACUUCGGACCACGUCUUGGCAUCGCUCUUUCAGUUGCUAUCAAUCAAGUGUUCAGAGCUUCGUUCAAGAUGGCCCUCUUCUACGGAUUAUGGACGUGGCUAGUGCAUAACUUCUUCGGGGCUAAGGUUGUCUACUUGCCCUCAGUCUUGGCCGCGGUUCUGGGCGCGGCUCCGUUCCUAGGCCCGUACUUGGCCGGGAUUCCCGCGGCGUUAGACGUCUGGCUGCAGGGACGACCCAUGUCAGCACUGUUGCUGCCUAUAGCUCAGGCCGCGCCCAUCGCUUUCCUGGACGCCGCCGUCUAUGCUGAGAUCAAAGACGGUGGCCACCCAUACGUCACAGGCUUAGCCAUAGCGGGCGGCAUCUUCUACCUAGGCCCAGAAGGCGCUAUCCUAGGCCCACUCCUGUUGUGCUGCCUGAUGGUGGUCCUCAACUUGUCCUCGACCUUCCUGAGGGACACCCCCUCUGAGGAAAGAGCAGCACUCCACUCCCGAGUCAGACUCGGUGCUUUUCUCUGACGGGCUUGCAUGGACAACUAACGAAUGUCAAUUAAUUGUAAGCAAUGGUACUCAGUCGCCAUACUUAAUUAUCAUCAUAGUUCCAGUCAUACACGGACAGUUCAAUGAUUUUUUCGGGGCCUCAUGUUACCUAGCAACACGGCGAGGUAACGUACUAGACCAAAUAGGCACUAUAGUCUGGUCUGCGAGCACGUAAAAUUUUGUCCAAUGACCCCAAGCUACCCAUCCUUAUCGCUCGCGCGUA
Ostrinia furnacalis (Asian corn borer) is the source of this 3054-nucleotide messenger RNA. RefSeq names its product transmembrane protein 245. The record is from RefSeq and is a predicted model, not a curated record. The transcript is spliced from 15 exons. The coding region runs from base 165 to 2810 and encodes 881 amino acids. Lineage: Eukaryota; Metazoa; Arthropoda; Insecta; Lepidoptera; Crambidae.